Messenger RNA from Aspergillus vadensis CBS 113365, 1723 nucleotides. RefSeq names its product nucleic acid/nucleotide deaminase domain-containing protein. Lineage: Eukaryota; Fungi; Ascomycota; Eurotiomycetes; Eurotiales; Aspergillaceae. The record is from RefSeq and is a predicted model, not a curated record. Bases 1 to 1509 code for a protein of 502 amino acids. The transcript has a single exon.
AUGUGUUCGUUACGCAUUCUCUACAGGUUGGGUUUGAGAGCGAGUAGAAAGCAGACCAGGAAAUCGAAGAAACCAAUAAGGGAGAUCUUGCAGAAUGUGAUAAGGUGUACCAAGCGAGUCGCGGCGAGGCCUGGCGCGAGUGAAUCUCUUAGAGGUACUGCACUACUCUUCAGAGAUAAAGCCACAGAAGUUACGAGUUUGAUAGAUUCGUGGCAGGGUCAUCAGACUGUCGCUCGUCUGCGUGGAUUGGUCAGGGGAAUAAGCCAAUUACACCAAGUGAAACAGCUCAGUGACCUGCUUAACGAGAUACCGACAUCUGAACUACAGGACGAGGCGAAGAAAAGCUUCCUGAACGCCAUCGCAAAAGCCUCCCGGUACGCCGAGGCUCCUAGGAUACUUCGACGAAUAGCAAAAAGGUUCCGUGUAGCUCGAUAUAUGAGAGCAAUUCCCGUCAAGCUUCCGAAGGACGCAUUUUGUAUCCCAUCGAACGGCACAUACACUCUGGACAUAGAAUCUUGCGCUGCUCGAAUAGAUCAUCAAUACUCUGACCGGAAGCGGUUGAACCGGGUUUAUCAUCUUCUGGGCUACACCGAGGCGCAAGCUGCAUCCCUGUUUUCGGGACAGGUACACAGGACACUCCGAGAAUCUAAGAUUCAUGCGGAGGUCCAGAUAGUCAUCUACUGCGAACUACAAAGGCCGAAAUUGUUUCCCCGUGUCGUCUGCUCAAGCAAAGACGCCUGCUUUUUAUGCAGCGCUUUCAUUUGCCUGCACAAGCAAAUGCAUACGCCGAGAUGCCAUGGCAGAUUGUACCCCGGUUGGCGACUGCCGACCGUACCUCAGGUAAAAGAAUUAGAGGAACGCUUCAACAAGGCGCUCGAGAACUCUAUCAGGGAGAGCCUAUCUAUGCUUUUCGCCAGACAACGAAAAACGACAUACCCGCCCCCCAACGAAAGCACCCUCCUCACCAUUCCCAUCUCAGAGACAACCAAAUCUGGCUUGACGCAACCCGACUUAGGGCAGCUGUCGUGCGGAAGGAGUAUUCGGCUCCAAUCCCAGAUGACUGAUAAGCCACACAAAGAGCCAGAGUCUGGGAACCCAAGCCACGCAAGUAUUCCUUGUGGCGCAGCAUGCGAUGGCAACACAAUAGAUCUAGAUUUCCCGUCUACAGUGGAAGGACAGGAUUCAGACAGCAAGAUUAUUAGCAAGCGAGAGCUGUCGCAGGGCAUCGUGUUGCAUAACACCAUCGAGCCAGGCGGUAGCUCGGCAUGCUAUAUCGCUGACCCGAUAAGGCUUACGAUAGAAUACGCGAAGGGGCUGCAAGGUAUCAAAUACAGUGUUAGAUGGCUCACUGCGGAAGAGAUGGAAGAUUUGCAGAGUGGACCUCGUCCACCUUUAUCCGUGGAUGUGGGAUCCCUGAAAAGUGAAAUGUCGAUACGGAAUCACAACAGUGUCUGCAUAUUGGUGAAGAGAACGGCGUUAAGGCUUGAUUGGGAGUCAAAAUGUACAUGAUUUUUUUUGAUCAUAACUUGGGGCAGUUGCCUUGAUUGAAUGGGGUUGGUACUCGGAACCGUCGCUCGCUGUUGUUAUCAUCGGCAGACUACUCAGUCUGAACCGCCUUGAUGGAACCAUCGAACCUAAGAUAUAACUGUUUCCACGCGAGUUGGGACCGUAGCGAGGAUGUCAUUGACCUGGGCUAACUGACUACUUAGAAUUCCCGUCUCAC